GGGAGAAGAGUAGGGGGAAGACAUGCAGCAAAGGGCGGUGGGCAGGAAUCGAACCCGUGCCGCUGCAUCAGAGACCAGUCUCUGUACAUGGGUCGCCUGCUUAACCCGAUGAGCUAUACAGGCACCCGGCGCCCAAUAAACAAAAUUAUUUAAUAAAUACCAGCCCACCGGCCCAGAUGUGGACCGGCCCUUCGGUCAAACGACCGAAUGAAAUAAUGUUCAAUCCGCCCCUGGAUGGGAGAGGUUUGUUUAUUCGGGGUUCCUGCUCAGAUGUUUUUAGGAGAUCUAAGAGGUUAUUCAGGGAAGCAGGUCAGAUGUCACAGGUCAAACCUCUGCCUUUAUUACUGACAGAACAAGAAAUGCAGCUGCAGCCUCCGGCUUGAUCAUCUCUAAUGUGCUUGACAUAUUUUUUUCAUAAACAUUGGAUAUUUAAUGUGAUUUUUAGGCUGAUGUAUAAUUUCUGAGUGAUUUUUGUUCUUAAAAAAUGCCCUUUGACCCCCUUUUAGCAUGUUUUUAUGUGACACACAGAAUGAGUGAAAAUAACGUUAUGUGCUUUUAUUAAAAAAGUUUUUUUUUCUUUCUCAUAUUUGGAAAACCAUUUUGUACUCCAAUUGUUCUGCUUACAUCAGACUAUCUACCAAUAGUUUUGAUUUUGUGGUAAAACUUGCUAGACCUGCUCAGUCAGUUACAGGUCACCAAAAAUAACUUUCUUUAUCAUGGAGUAUUUUACAUUAGAUGGUAUUCUACAUGUUUUAUUAUAACAUGCAGCUACACGUGAUUCCGAAAAAACGUCACAAGCUGACUUCUUUUUAUCACAUUUAUUGUUCAUUUGUGCUCAAAGAUGGAACUUUUCAUGACAAGUUUAACUCAGCCAUGCUGUUAAACCCUUUUAUUUGGUCUACUUGUCUCUUAUUGUCGAUUCUGAACCAAUGACAUGAGGAGGAAUAAAAGUAAACUUUAGACUAUUAGAUUAUAGAUUAUAGACUAUAUAUACAUAUACAGUGCCUUGUGAAAGUAUUCGGCCCCCUUGAACUUUUCAACCUUUCGCCACAUUUCAGGCUUCAAACAUAAAGACAUAAAAUUUUAAUUUUUUGUCAAGAAUCAACAACAAGUGGGACACAAUCGUGAAGUGGAAUGAAAUUUAUUGGAUACUUUAAACUUUUUUAACAAAUAAAAACCUGAAACCUUUUUGUUUCUGUAAACUUUUAAGGAUUUUUGUUUAUUAUUGUUGUUAUAUUUGUUUUGUUUGUUUGUCAAAGUAAAGUUAGUGAACUAACUUAGUUCAGGACGCUGACAUUCGUGCGUUUGUGUUUCAGUCAAAGAAUAAAAGUCCUCCACGUUGACGUCUUGGGGAGCCGCGCCCAGAGUUUGAUCCUCCUCUUUACAAUAAAUAAUAGCCUUGUUUUAAUAAAAGAUCCAGGAGGAACCGGUGCGUCUGGUUUUGUUGCGUCAGGUGAUCGGUUUGCUGCAGCUUCUCAGCGCAGACUUUAACCGUGACCAGACAAAAAAACUCAGAGCUCUCUCAGAACACCAAAGGCUCCAUCAUGUCCUCUAAACUGGUCAUCAGGCAGCCUCAUCCGGUCAUGGAUUCCCGAGAGUCCAAUCAGUGGGGAUCUGGGAUCUGUGACUGCUGUGACAAUGUUCCAGAGUGCUGUUUUGCUUUCUGGUGCUUCCCUUGUUUUGCCUGUAAAACUGCCAAAGACUACGGCCAGUGUCUCUGCCUCCCCCUGCUGGACAUCGGCUUCAUCCCACCCAUCACCAUGUCCAUGAGGGUCUCCAUGCGAGAGCGAUAUGGCAUCAAAGACACCAUCUGUCGGGACUGUGUCUAUGCAACCUUCUGCGUGGCCUGCAGCUGGUGCCAGAUGUCCAGAGAGAUGAAGAGAAGAAACAUCCAAAUCGUUCUGGUCAGCGCUAAAAACACAUGACCUCUAUCGUUAGUCUUCACCAACAGGGCUGCCAAAUAAACCAAAGUCUGCAUAUUAAUCACGUUUUGACUGCAGUCUGUUGAGACAGAGUAGUGAUGAAACGGUUUAUAGACUGAAAAACCGUAGAAUGAUGCUGUCAUGUAGCUUCAUUAGAGUUAGCUGGGAUGUUAAAUCCAGCAUCACUAAAAGCUCUCAGUGCUGGAAAUGGUUAAAAACAGGUUUUUAAAAUUUAUUAUGAGUCCAUUUUAGUUUUUCCCUCUGAGACCAAAUAGAACAAUAAUGCUGUCUGCAGCAACUUUUUAGGCGAACAUUUCUCACCAGUAAAUUAGUUUUUCCCAUAGAAAUACAGAAAAAUACAGGAAAUUUGAGUUAUAUAUAUAUAGAUCUAUCUAUCUAUCUAUCUAUCUAUCUAUCUAUCUAUAUAUAUAUAUAUAUAUAUAUAUAGUAUAUACAGUGUUUCCUCUACGUCCAUUCAGCAGCGGCGGGCCGUCAUUCCUAAAUUCUAGCCGCUACUACUUCAAAACACAAAUAUAUAAUGAUAAAAUCUAACCCUAACUCCAAGCAUCAACAGUUUUCUAACAGCGCUUCAUUUUCAGUGGCCGAGUUGUUUUUAUUGAAAAUGAAUUUUAUUUUCCUCUCAGCUCUUCAUCAUAACAACUGAAGCAGGCUGCACGUGAUUGGUCUUUUUAUGCUGAAGAAGAGUCACAUGACAUUUUUAUGAAACUUGGAUAACGAAGAAAAAUGAAAAAUAUUGUCCAAAAUCCAAAUCAAAUUGACCAUAAUUCAGGGUCAAAAAGCAAUAAAAUUGUAAAACUUCACCUUAUUUUGGACAAUUUUAGACUGACGGGAAAAUAAAUGUUUACUUGAUGUAAACAAAAAAGACUCUUUAUUGCCAAAGAGUUCCCUUUUGGUACAUUUUGGUCUAAAAACCCAAAUUAAAUUGAUCAUAAUUCAACGUUAAAAUCAAACAAGAGAGAAGAACUUACUUAUUUUUACCCACAAUCCUCAGCUCAGCUACGUAACAGAGCUAUCUAAUCGACUUUAAGCCUAAGCAUGCUUAAUUUGCAUCUGUGAUGGAAAGAAAACUAAUGGAUUCUUCAUGUUUUUCACGUUUCUGGCUGAUAAUCUGAGUCCUUCUGGUGAUAAUUCUGGCCGUUUUAAGUGUAUGUGUGUGAAAUGAGGGCUUUUUAUCACGUCUUUUAAUACAUUUCUAAUUGAUAUUUCCCACUUUUCUGUGUUUCCUUUAGAAAUGGAAAAACAUAAGAUUUAUGUUUAAAAUAAUUAAUAAACAAAUAAUUUUUCUGAGCUCUGAUGUGAAAAUGUCUUUUGUUUUUUACUUAUUUUUAAAAAAUCCUACUGUAUGUUUUCCAUUUUUUUCAUCAAUAAAAAUUAUUGAAUUUAUAAACAAUAA
Messenger RNA from Acanthochromis polyacanthus (spiny chromis), 3336 nucleotides. Its product is annotated as cornifelin homolog B-like. The transcript is spliced from 4 exons. The coding region runs from base 1545 to 1925 and encodes 126 amino acids. The record is from RefSeq and is a predicted model, not a curated record. Lineage: Eukaryota; Metazoa; Chordata; Actinopteri; Pomacentridae.